UAUUUUGGGCUAGUUUAAGCUUCUGAAUGGCGGGUUCUAAACUGACUUUGGGCUGGUUAUGUUUUUAGACCUGGCAACCCUGUAGUGAGCUACAGGCUAAACUAAGCUGCCAACAGUAACUACAACAAACCGCACAGACACCAGCCCAGCAUUAGCAGCGGCUAGCGGGAUAACUUAGCUAACCUAGCUAACUGUACACCCUUCUACAGCACAAAAGAGGCUUUAAUUUACCCAUCUGACGAGUAAACUACAGCUCUCUAACCCGCUGUAGUUUAGUGUACAGUAUGGCAGAAGAUGGUAGAAGAGUGGAGGAGGAUGAACGGGGUCCAGGAGCUCAAUUUCAGAUGUUUGUGGUUAUGGAGGAUAUGCUGGAUAAACUGAAGCUGCUGGAUUAUGAGGAACAUGUUCUGGUUAAACACAACAUGAAAACGCUGUCCAGGCAUUAUUUUGUGUCGAGUCCAUACACAGCGAGCAACACGGGUGAGCAGUUCUACAUGUUCAGUGUGAUUGCAGCCUGGCUUAUAACACUGUGUGGACGGCCGUUUGAAACACCACAGGAGCAUGAUGACCCCAACGCCACCGUCUCCAACAUCCUGUCCCAGCUCCGAGCUCUGGGUGGGGUGGUUGAUUUUCCUCCUUCUAAACUAAAGUCUGGUUCUGGAGAACAUGUGUGUUAUGUCCUGGACCGCCUUGCAGAAGAAGCUCUGAAGAGUAGAAACUUCAUCUGGAAAAAGCCCGUCUACCCCACUGAGGAGCUGGAGGAGGAGAUUGUGAUGGAAGAUGAUGCUGAGCUUACACUGGAUAAAGUGGAGGAGAUACCUGAAGAGCCUGAUGAGGAAGAGGAUAUUAUUGAUCUGGACGAGCUAAAGAACAGAACCAUUCAGAGCGAGGAAGCAGGUGGGGCGAGGCCAGAGAUGAUCCUUGAAUCAGUCACAGACUCGGCUGAGUGGAAUCUGGAGGUGGAAAGAGUUCUUCCUCAACUUAAAGUCACCAUUCGUUCUGAUGUCAAGGAUUGGCGGAUACAUGUGAACCAAAUGCAUCAGCACCAAGACGGCAUCAAAACAUCUUUAAAAGACGCCAAGGGCUAUCUGGAUAAGCUGCUGGAGGAGAUCGCUAAGACUCAGGAGAAAGUGAGCAGCAGAGAGAAAUACAUCAACUCUCAGCUGGAACAUCUCAUCACUGAUUACAGAAACGCUCAGUCUAAACUCAGUGAGGCUAGAGAGAGAUAUCAGCAGGGCAGUGGCGGUGUGACUGAGAGAACCAGAACACUAGCAGAGAUCAGUGAAGAGCUGGAGAAAGUCAAACAGGAGAUGGAGGAGAAGGGUAGCAGCAUGUCAGAUGGAGCCCCGGUGGUGAAGAUCCGUCAGAGCCUGACGAAGCUGAAGCAGGAGAUCCAGCAGAUGGAUGUGAGAAUGGGAGUGGUGGAACACACGCUGCUGCAGGCCAAGCUAAAAGAAAAGAACAACAUGACGAGAGACAUGCAUGCUACACACAUUACAGAGACCAGCACACACACCUACUCAUAAUGUCUCUUACACACACACAACCUGUAUAAAAUAUAUCUAUUUAUAUAUGACCUAUAUAUAUUGCUGUAAAUGUCCUUGUCUUUAUAACUUUUAUAAUAAACAUCUAAUUUCAUGUAUAUA
Molecule: messenger RNA, 1646 nt
Organism: Astyanax mexicanus (Mexican tetra)
Lineage: Eukaryota; Metazoa; Chordata; Actinopteri; Characiformes; Acestrorhamphidae
Gene: ift57
Product: intraflagellar transport 57 homolog (Chlamydomonas)
Exons: 11
Coding region: 285-1526 (413 amino acids)
Biological process (GO): non-motile cilium assembly; intraciliary transport
Cellular component (GO): centrosome; Golgi apparatus; cilium
Source: RefSeq, a predicted model, not a curated record